Messenger RNA from Racocetra persica, 706 nucleotides. The record is from the annotation of a GenBank genome assembly. NCBI's taxonomy places the organism in Eukaryota, Fungi, Glomeromycota, Glomeromycetes, Diversisporales, Gigasporaceae.
AUGAGCGAUUUGGACGAGAUCUUGGAUUUUGAAGAGACAGUAGACUUUAAUUUAUCCGAUAAUCCAGAUGCCCUUGCUGUUGAAAUAUUAGAUGAGGAUGGUUUAUUUAACCUUAAUGAAGAUAUAGGCUUUGAAAAUAGUAAACAACUAGAUGAAGGGCCUACUUCGUUAGAAGAGACCAAAGAUAGUACCAAAAAUGGUGAUAAUGACCAAACUCAAAGUAGCGAACAACUUAUAGAGCUAGAUAAUAACUUAUCCAGUGUGGAUUCGUCUGAUACUUUGGACAAAGAGUCCGGGAAGCUUGAAACAGACAAUUCUAUUAUACCUACAUUACCCCCAAAAGAGAACACGCUAAAACCUUCAUCAGAUACUGAUGUUGCUAAAGCUGACGGUAAAAAAUCAAAUAUAUCUAAUAAUGGGAAAUCUGUGACAAGGAAAUCGAAAUCUCCUGAAAAAGAAGACGCUCCACAAAAUUCACAACAAACAAACCACCAUUCUCAACAAAACGCUCAAAAUUAUAGGGGACGAGGAGUGAGAAGAAAUAAUGAGUGGAAUCAAGGAAAUGUCGGUGGUGAAUUUUUUAAUGGAGGCAUGUCAACAUUUCGGUCGGGAUAUGUACCGGGUUUAGACGGAAUGUCAGGAAUUCCGAUUGGACAAAUGUCAAUGGGUAAUUCAUCUAUGAUUCCGAAUUUACCUAAUAUGCCUG